Molecule: messenger RNA, 2967 nt
Organism: Morchella importuna
Lineage: Eukaryota; Fungi; Ascomycota; Pezizomycetes; Pezizales; Morchellaceae
Exons: 7
Coding region: 1-2967 (988 amino acids)
Molecular function (GO): protein binding
Source: RefSeq, a predicted model, not a curated record
AUGGCCGAGAUUGUUGGGCUUGUUUCCGGCAUCGUCGCUUUAAUUCAACUGGCGGGCAAAUUGACAUCGAUUAGCUAUAGCUAUGCCUGCGGGGUAAAGCGAGCAUCAAAGGAUCUCGGGGAUCUUAUAGACGAACUCGGCUCUUUGAGUAAAGUCUUACUUUCCUUGCGGAGUCACCUGGAAAGAGUCAAAACAACAUCAUCAGUUUCAGCGCUGCAGGGGCUGAAUGACUCCGAUGGGCCGCUAAAGGUAUGUGGUCGAGAGCUAGAAGAGCUUAUAUCACAAGUAGAGCCUCGAAAUGGUUGGAAGGGUAUGGUGGAUAGCAUCAAAUGGCCUUUGAAAGAGAAAGAUACUCUUCAAUUAAUUUCUAGGAUAGAGAGACAUAAAAGUCUCAUUGUGUUUGCAUUGGCGGCAGAUCAGAUGUCUACGUCGAGGGAAAUUGAAAAGCAAGUUCAAAAUAUCCAGAUUGAUAUUAAAGAGGUCCGGGAAGAUAUCUUGACCGAAUUUGCAGCCCAGGAUGCGUGGAGACACAAGUGGGAUCUCGUAGCCUCUAAACGCUUACAGUUCGAAGAUUGCAAUACAUCCGAGAAACGUGCAAAUGUACUCAAUUGGGUUUGUUCAGAUAAUGUCGACACAAAACACAACGAUGUCAGCAAUAGGAUGCAGGAAGGAACCGGCCAAUGGCUUAUAAGAGAACCAAAAUUUCAAGAAUGGUAUACAGGAGUUUCGCACACAAAGAUGUUAUGGGGUUAUGGCAUUCCCGGGGCUGGGAAGACAUUCAUAAGCGCUGCUGUGUUCAAUUAUCUUGAGGAACAAUCAUCGGCACUGAACUACGGAAUGGCACAUAUAUACUUCGAUUAUAAAGAAAGGGAACAGCAAAGACCGGAAAAUGUUGUUUCCAGCCUAGUCAAGCAGUUUGCUCGCAGAAUACCAUACCUUCCAGCGGUCCUUGAAGAGAUGCAUGGAAUGUUUUUGCUUGUUCACUUCCAUAUCGAGUUUCUUUGCCAGCAGACCACCGCAAAAAAGAUCCUCUUAGAGCUUGGAAGGAUAAAAGACUCUUCCUCUCGAGGUCUAGAUCCUACGUAUGACCGCGCCAUGGAGAACCUCCGCGGACAGGCCAAAUGCUGUGAAGAGAUGGCCCUGAAGAUCCUUCUGUGGCUUGUUAAAGCCAGAAGAACGCUUACGGUUGAUGAGAUCAGAGUAGCUAUAUCCAUAGAAGAUGAUAGAUAUGAGCUUGAUGAGCUUGAUCUACCGGAUAUAGCAACCUUAUUAGAUAUCUGCGCUGGCCUUGUAAUAAUCGACGAAGACACAAACACCAUUCGAUUGGCCCAUUAUACCGUCCAAGAAUAUCUUCUGAAGAAAAGCGUCUUUCAAGAAGAUGCAGAUUUAUAUCUCGCCAAAACUUGCGCAACUUAUCUGUUAUUCGACGCAUUCACCACUUGGAGUUCUUGCGAAACCUAUCGUGACGCGGUGGAACGGCUCGAAACACACCCGUUCCAGGCCUACGUAGUAUCUCACUGCUUUCACCAUCUCAAAGCAUGCCCCGAAGAGUACACAGUGGAUGUUGUUCUUAAAUUUCUAAAACACGAUUGCGCCCGUCGAGCUUAUCUUCAAUUGUACGAGAUUGUCCGGGAUAAUAUACCCGCUGUUUCACAAUACUGGGGUUGGAUUGAUCUAAUUCAAAGUCCAUUGCACGUGGCAUGUAUUUUGGGACAUCGAUUAGCGGCCUUGUGGUUGAUAGAUUCAGGUGCUGAUAUCUCCGCUCUUGAUUCUUGGGGUGGAACUGCACUCCAUAAAGCGGCUCUCGGAGGGCACGGGGAUGUUGUUGACUUAUUGCUUGAAAAUGGGGUCGACGUAUCUUGUCAAGACUAUCAUGCUAGAACAGCUCUGCAUACUGCAGCAUCUCAAGGCCAUUCUGAAGCUGUUUUGCGGCUGAUCAAGGGAGGUGCUAGUGUUUUGACAUUGGAUCAUUGGGGCUGGACGCCGAUAUAUAUGGCGGUCUGCAAAGGAAACGUGGAAAUGGUCCUGUUGUUGAUUACUCACGGAGCCGAUCUUAGUGUUCAUGACCUUGAAGGACAAACCCUUCUUCACAAGGCGGCAUAUCGUGGUCAUUUGGAAGUAGUUAGGGCGUUAAUCGAGAGAGGUGUGCCCAUAUUGGACCAAGGCAAAGCUAAAUGGACCGCACUGCAUUACGCAGCGAUACAAGGGCACCAGGCAGUGGUCAAGCUUUUGCUCGAGAAAGGGGCCGAUCACUCUACCCAAGACGAAGACGGUCAAACAGCAUUGCAUAAGGCGGUGAUUUCCGGUAGCGAAGCAACUGUUCGGCUGUUGCUCGAAAAGGGUGCUAGUCCCUCGGUUCAAGACCAAGACGGAGAAACGGCUCUUCAUGGAGUUGCGGAGGAUGGGGGUGAAGCAGUUGGCAUCUUACGUCUACUCCUUGUAAAGGGAGCUGAUGCAUCUGUCCAGGAUAGAAAGGGCGAAACAGCACUACACAGAGCUGUAAAUCAUCGAAACCUAAUCGCUGCUCGGUUGUUGAUUGAUGGAGGUGCAUCUGUCUCGACGCAGUCUCACAUUGGAUGGACAGCAUUGCACCUGGCAGCGUCCACAGGGUCGAUAGAUAUGAUGCAGUUAUUAUUGAACUGUGGCGCGGACUAUUCGAGAUGUGAUAAUGAGGGACAAACAGCGCUACAUAUAGCCGUGCUUCGAUGUCACUGCGAUGUUGUCCGUCUACUGCUUAAGACGGGGGCUGCACCCGGAGUUAGAGAUGUAAAGGGAGAAACCCCACUACACAUUGCAGUGACCCAGGAAAGCAAAGAUAUCGUCGAGUUACUUCUUAAGGUAUCCCCUAUCAGGCUCGUAAACAAGAAUGGAGAGUCCGUACUGGAUAAGGUGAAGGCCAAAGAUAUUUUCAAGAUGGUUGUUGCUGAGGUCGAAAGGCGUGCCAUGAAAAGAUACACAUUUAGGUAG